AUGUUAGACGUCAAGAUCUUCAACGGUGACAACGAUCUAUUGGAUCACUUGCAAACUCCCGAAGUCUGUCGACGUUAUGACAAUCCUCAGUUGGAGGGCUUCACUCGAGAACAAGAGGCGAUGUUGAAGAGCAAGAAAAAAUCAUCUGCAGAAACGGAAGAACAGAAAUGGAAAGCCGGUUACAAGAUUCUUUUCCCACAAGACCAAGACGAUGACAUUCCAAGCCCGUACUAUGAUUACAAUUCUCCCACAGAGAGGUUGCCAGACGAAGCAAAUUUUGCAAAGUACCAAGAGUACUUGAACAGAGAGCUUCCUAGCUAUGUACGAAAGCGACUGCAUGAUACCCUCGACCAGGAUCUCGGUCCCAUGGAAGAAAUCCUCAAACUUCAACUUGUCGACAUUGUUCGCUCAUGCCAAAAAGAGCUCUUCUCAUCGUAUCAGCAAUCCUGUCAGGAUGACCCUGUCGUAAACUCUACUAGAAGAAGUAUAGUCCUGUCCGAAUCGUCGUUAUCGAACGAGUUGCGGCCCUUGUUCGAUCAGCAGCACAUCUCCUCGGAAAGUGCCAAGCCCAUCGGCUCGACAACAGCAGCUCCAACUAUUGCCUAUUCCGAUUCAGCAUACGGCUCACUGCUACUAAAAGGCUCUAGCAGUGUUUAUGAAGGACUGCAAGUUGCCAUGAAAGAACGUGCACCCUUAAAGGGCUACUUCGAGCUUCGAAGUGAAAAGAAAGGCAAAUAUGUUGGCUGGCAGACGGAGAACGCUGAUUCGCCGCCGGCUUGGUCUGCGUGCAGCCCGAGUUGGGACAUCAGCGGGGACACAUUUACGACGGAACCAUGUCAGAGUACUAACAGGCCUUUGAAUAGCGUGGAAACAGAUAUGAACCUACGAUUUCUUAAUGACUUUCCAGAUCCGCAGCCUGAGUUCCGCGAUGGCACCGGCGAGUACCUCGACAUUCGUUUCCAAUUCAAUCGCCGUCUCGAUGAGAGUGACAUUAUGAAGAGCACCGAGCGUUUGAGGAAGCUGAUCGUCGAUCCUGACUUGCCAGUUAGACACAUCUCCUUGAAAAAAAAGUCUUCCUUGGUAGGAGACGUCGUGUUGCACUGGCGGAAGCCGGUCGCGAAUAGGAGAGCAUUGAGUGGUCAGAAAAUGCGACAUACGUCGGUAUCAUCACCUGUCGCCGAAAUGGAAAAUGAGGCAACACCAAAAUCACGCCUGUAUCAUUCUUCGACAAUUCGUUCCUCCAAUUUGGUGAGCGAAUCCGAUCAUGUAGGCUUGCUACCGGUGUCUGGAGCUCGGCCUUGCAGCGUACGAAAAGAGAUUCCGGAUGAGAGCGAUGACAAAAUGUUCGAAGAAGAUAGAACUAUCAGCCAGGAGUCGAUCCUCAAACUCCUUCAAGUGAUCAAACACACGGAGGGCCCUUAUCUCCAACCAGAUCUCGCAGUGAACGGGGUGACAGCUCGGACGAGAGCGCAGACGACAGCUCGGAUGACGACACUACUAGAAACUCUUCAAGGCCGGCGAACGCAUGCCAAUAACAAGACACCGACAAAUCGACAAGCAGGAAACACUACUUCAGAAUCUCCAACGUCCCAGAAGGCUAGCAAUUCCAAGAAACGUACGCACAGUGACCGAGAAUCAGAACAUCCAAAUGACAACGACGAUGAUGAGAGUCCUAGAAAGCGCCCAAAAUUUGGCUCAGAAGUCCCCGAUCGCUCAUCUACCUUAGCAUCAGGGCGAGGCGCAGGAUUCGAGAAUGUGUCACGCGUGAAGUUACAGGCGCACUCAAGACAGGAUCCCGCCUGUGAGGUUCGAGAAUUACACGUAACCCAAGUGGAAGGUUUCACCAAAAAGCAAGAGAAGGAACUCGAGAAAAAGACGUGUCUCUCAGGACCUGCGGCGGAGCUAGACAAGUGGAUAGUGGUGUAUAGGAUACUAUUCCCUGAUGUUCCAAGGGAAGAUAUUCCAAACCCUCGUAAGUCUUACCCUCUCCUACGUUUCACCACCAUCAACAAGAGCGUCAGUAUACUUGCAGCGCCGUCAGACCACGGCGGUGCCUACAGUAGGAUCCGUUACCUUGAAAUCACCAAGCUCACACACUACCAGAUUAUGACCUAUCAGCUGUGUAACGAUAUGAUCAGUAGUCUCUCCCCAGCGUCCGAUAAGUUCGAAAAAUUUGAGGAGUUCUCAGAAAGAGAGUUUUCACGGCUCUUUCGAGCGCAGCUUGAAGCGACUGUUCACCCAGAGAUUCAAGACCUUAGGGAAGCUAUGGGUCAACUUUUCACCGCGUAUCAACGAUUGCCACCUACCACCUCCGCAUCCACGGAACGAACCAUUACAAACACUCGGGGCCAACGGACUCAGCCGCGCGAGUCGCCCGUUGAUUCGAUAAACGAUAGCUCGUCCCGGCGCUUCAUGCCUCCACCACCAGCAAGCCGAUAUCUUCCCGAGUCAACUUUGCCAUGCCCCUUUCAAGCCAACACCACUCGGAAUACCCCAACGUCAGGCACUGCCUCUACCGAGGCUUCUACUCCUGGAUACAAUUAUGUAGCACCCAACUCGUCGAUCAUCCAAGCAUCCCCACGGGCGAAUGCCACUAAUGAAGAAGCAUCCAUUCAUACCGAGAAUACUGUCACGCUGGAGAACGCUUCCAAGAAUUGCGGAGAUCGUGAACCAGACCCCAAUCAAAGUCAAUUGGACCCAAGGGAUCCCAUCCAUACUUCAAUUUACAACGAUCAGAUAAAUGGACAACGACUAUCUCCCAGUGAUAUGUCGCCACUUCCGAGCUCAUUUGAUCUGGCUAAUACCUUCAAAGAGGCGCAAGUCGGCACAGAGCCAAGUCAGAACUCGAACGACGCUCACAGUCUAGAUCAACAGCUGUUCCACCUAGAGCCUUUUAACGAUACGACACCCUUCGCAGACCUCCUAAGCGGUCCAUCUUUGGACUGGGAAUCUUUCCUACGCAAUGAACAUGGCACUCUGGUAUCACCUCCGCCAGUGGAUCUGUAUGGAUUAGAGGGCUCCGAUAACCGUAAUGGCCAGUCGGGUAGUCAUCCCAGAUAGUAUAGCAUGCUCCAAGCGCCCUCAAGGAAACCUUCGUAGUUGCGAUAUCCAAUGAAAUGAUUCACGG
This is a messenger RNA of Mytilinidion resinicola, 3127 nucleotides long. RefSeq lists its product as uncharacterized. Lineage: Eukaryota; Fungi; Ascomycota; Dothideomycetes; Mytilinidiales; Mytilinidiaceae. The transcript is spliced from 8 exons. Bases 1 to 3060 code for a protein of 1019 amino acids. The record is from RefSeq and is a predicted model, not a curated record.